AUGGAAUCUGAACAACCUAUCAUAUUAAGAGUUCCCCUCACUGUCCUAUUUCUAUCUUCUUCCGAUCCAAAGAGAACCAGAUUAGGUCGAUCCACCAAUAAUCCGAAAUCACUCGAAGAUCAGGGAAAAGGAUACACAAAAGAGCUUUGGAACUCUAAGGAGGUGACACAGAGGAGUACAGUGAGUUUUACAGGGCUUUCAACGAGUAUUUGGACCCACUGGCAUCAACCCACUUCACAACAGAGCGCUGUAAGAUUCAGGAAGGAUGAAGUGAGCUUAGCAUUGAGAGAUGAGACUGCAAGAUACCUUUUCCAACAGAUUAAGCUUAGACUCAAAAGGAACAUGAGAAAGUUGGUUGUUUGA
Eruca vesicaria subsp. sativa (arugula) is the source of this 363-nucleotide messenger RNA. Lineage: Eukaryota; Viridiplantae; Streptophyta; Magnoliopsida; Brassicales; Brassicaceae. The record is from the annotation of a GenBank genome assembly.